Messenger RNA from Dermatophagoides pteronyssinus (European house dust mite), 1556 nucleotides. Its product is annotated as phosphoglycerate kinase-like. Gene Ontology annotation, biological process: glycolytic process; gluconeogenesis. Gene Ontology annotation, cellular component: cytosol. The record is from RefSeq and is a predicted model, not a curated record. Gene Ontology annotation, molecular function: phosphoglycerate kinase activity; ADP binding; ATP binding. NCBI's taxonomy places the organism in Eukaryota, Metazoa, Arthropoda, Arachnida, Sarcoptiformes, Pyroglyphidae.
UUAUUUUUGGAUUUACUCUCGAAUUUGUAUUUAUUUUGAUUUAACAUUGAAAAUCCUCUGGCUGGUCCAUUUUUCUGUUGAUUGAUCUCUAAUCUUGUUAAAAAAUUCCGUUAGUCAUAAUAUUUUACUAGUCCAAAUAUACGAUUCCAACAAAAUCAUUAUUUUCCCAGUGAAUUUCAGAAAAAUGUCUGUACCAAAUGUUUUGGCUAAAAAAUUGUCCAUCGAUAAAUUGAAUUUGAAAGAUAAACGCGUUCUAACCAGGGUUGAUUUUAAUGUUCCAAUGAAAGAUGCAAAAAUAACCAACAAUCAGCGUAUUGUAGCAGCACUUCCAACAAUCAAAUAUGCUUUGGAAAAUGGAGCCAAAGCUGUUGUGUUGAUGAGCCAUCUUGGUCGUCCGGAUGGUUUUCGUAAUACAAAAUAUUCAUUACGUCCAGUUGCCGAAGAAAUAAGUCGUUUGUUGAAUAAAAAUGUUACCUUUUUGAAUGAUUGUGUUGGUCAGGAAAUUGAAAAUUCCUGUGCCAAUCCUACGCCGGGUUCGGUCAUUCUAUUGGAAAAUCUUCGAUUUCAUCUUGAAGAAGAAGGAAAAGGAGUCAAUCCGGAGACGCAAGAAAAAGUUAAAGCAUCGGCGGCAGAAAUUGAAAAUUUCCGUGCAUCUUUAACACGUAUGGGUGAUGUUUAUGUUAACGAUGCUUUUGGUACCGCACAUCGUGCUCAUUCAUCAAUCGUGGGAAUUGCACUCGCCCAACGAGCUUGUGGAUUUUUAAUGAAAAAAGAAUUGGAUUAUUUUUCCAAAGUUCUUUAUGAACCUGAACGACCACUUUUGGCCAUUUUAGGUGGUGCGAAAGUUAAAGAUAAAAUUCAAUUGAUUGAAAAUCUAUUGGACAAAGUUAAUGAAAUGAUUAUUGUUGGUGGAAUGGCAUUCACUUUUUUGAAACGAUUGAAAGGAAUGUCUAUCGGCAGUUCGUUGUUCGAUAAAGAAGGAGCUGAAAUUGUGGAGAAACUGGUGGAUAAAGCUAAAAAAAAUAAUGUCCAGCUUCAUUUCCCGUUGGAUUUUGUCUUGGCCGAUAAAUUUUGUGAAACAGCCACUGUAGGUUAUGCUACAUUAGAACAAGGCAUCCCGGAUGGAUGGAUGGGUUUGGAUUGUGGCCAGGUUUCCGUUGAACAAUUCAAAUUACCAUUAGCAAGAGCCAAAACUAUUGUUUGGAAUGGCCCGGUUGGUGUAUUUGAAUUUGAUAAUUUUGCCAAAGGAACUAAAGCCGUUAUGGAUGCUGUUGUUGAAGCUACACAACGUGGUGCAACAACCAUUAUUGGUGGUGGUGAUACGGCAACUUGUUGUGCAAAAUGGGGAACUGAAGAUAAAGUCAGUCAUGUUAGUACUGGUGGUGGUGCUAGUCUUGAAUUAUUGGAAGGUAAAUUAUUACCAGGUAUUGCGGCCCUAUCUGAAAUCGAUUCAACCAAUCAAUGAAUGAUUGUCUGUCUGCACAUUUAGAUUUAGAUUUUCGUAGAAUUCCUCCAUCUAUCUUUAAUUGCCAAUUUUGUUUUUUUUUUAUUUUUUA